Canis lupus familiaris (dog) is the source of this 7374-nucleotide messenger RNA. RefSeq names its product LON peptidase N-terminal domain and ring finger 3 (gene LONRF3). The coding region runs from base 186 to 2702 and encodes 838 amino acids. The record is from RefSeq and is a predicted model, not a curated record. Gene Ontology annotation, molecular function: protein binding; metal ion binding. The transcript has 12 exons. NCBI's taxonomy places the organism in Eukaryota, Metazoa, Chordata, Mammalia, Carnivora, Canidae.
CUUUGCUGAGACAAGACAGUUAUUAGCGGCGGCGCGGGGCGGCCGGCAUGGAGCUCCCGGAGGCGCGGCAAGGACCGGCACGCGGCAACGCUGUGGCCGUGGCAGCCCGGAGUCCCUUCAGCCGUCGCUCUCUGUUCUAGGUCUCUAGCCCUAGACGCCUCUUCCCUGUGCGCCUGCCUCUCGCCAUGGAUUCGCUUCAGACUGGACAGAUGUUGAGCUUGCCCGCCGAGCUCGGCGGCAACAACUUAGAACUGGCGGAGCCGGAGCCGGCGGAGCCCGCGACAUCAGCGGCCCGCGUAGAUACCGACCCCCAGCCGGAGGCGGCUACCAAAGGCCCCGCUCCUCCAGCCACUCAGGAGCCGGGGCCGGAGGAGCAGCUUCCCGAGACCUCGACGCCCGAGAGCAAAGUCCUGCUCCAGCAGGCUGACGCCCUGGCGUCUGGGGGGCGCCUCCAGGAAGCCCUUGAGGUGUACAGACAGCUCUCCGAGCGGCAGCAGUUGGUGGCCGAGCAGCUGGAACAGCUGGUGCGCUGCCUGGCCCAGAAAGUCUCAGAAAGCGAGGCGCUGCCGCCGGCGCCCCCGGACGGGAGCGGCGCGGCGAGCUGUGAGGCGGUGGCGGAGGAGGCAGGGGUGACAGCGGCCGCGGCCGAGGCCACCGAAGUGUGGGACGGUUUCAAGUGCCGGAAGUGCAAUGGAUUUCUGUCAGACCCCGUGUCCUUGUCGUGCGGCCACACCUUCUGUAAACUGUGCCUGGAACGCGGGAGGGCAGCCGACCGGCGCUGCGCUCUGUGCGGGGUUAAGCUCUCGGCAUUGAUGGUGGCCGCCAGCAGGGCCCGCGGCGUCCGGAGAGCCGGGCAGCAGGCGGAAGCCGCCGAAACGCCGCAGCCGCAGCCGCAGCCGCCGCCGCCGCCGCCGCCGCCGCCGCCGCCGCCGCUGCGGGUCAACGUGGUGCUCAGCGGCCUCCUGGGCAAGUUGUUCCCCGGCCCCGCACGGGCGUCGCAACUCCGGCACGAGGGCAACCGGCUGUACCGAGAGCGCCAGGUGGAGGCGGCGUUGCUGAAGUACAACGAGGCGGUUCGCCUAGCUCCAAAUGACCAUCUACUUUAUAGCAACCGGUCUCAAAUAUAUUUCACCUUGGAGUCUCAUGAGGACGCACUGCAUGAUGCAGAAAUAGCAUGUAAGCUCCGCCCAAUGGGUUUUAAGGCACACUUCAGAAAAGCACAAGCCUUAGCCACCUUAGGCAAGGUGGAGGAAGCACUAAGGGAGUUUCUAUAUUGUGUGUCCCUCGAUGGAAAGAACAAAAGAGCAAGAUCUGAAGCCCAGAGGCUUCUCCUUAGUUUCUUUUCACCAUCAGUCCCGGGGGAUUCUCAGGAACAUUUUCCCGAUAUCCUGAAGUUGUUGGCACCUCACCCUAGAUUAAAGGAACACGUAGAAUCAAUGGCUACUGAAGGCACCAGUCAUAAUCUACCAAAGUUGUCACAGGAAAAUCCGGAGCUCCCACACUGUUCUAGUCAGGAGGAAGCAGCGGCAGGGGGAGACUGCGGCAGCCUGGCAAACCCAGUUAAAGUAGAGGGGGAGGGGCAGCAAGGCGACCAGGAAGGCCAGGCAGGAGAGGAGAAGGGGGACGCUGCCUCUGCAGAAGCUACCUCUGCCAAGGCUGGCAAAUGCCAAGAAAAGAAAAGGAAGCAUUGUCAGACUGGAACCCAAGAUCCAGAGGUGCCCACUAAAGCCUCAAAGCCAGAUCCUCCUGCUGACCAGGAGGCCAGAGCUGCUGUCAGUGUUCCACUGCCAUUGUUUGUUGACGCGUCUGACCUUGAAUGCGCCCUAUGCAUGAGAUUAUUCUAUGAGCCAGUCACAACACCUUGUGGGCAUACAUUUUGCUUAAAAUGCCUUGAAAGAUGCCUAGAUCACAAUGCAAAGUGUCCGCUAUGCAAAGAUGGUCUUUCACAGUGCUUGGCAUCCAGAAAAUAUAGCAAAAAUGUCAUAAUGGAAGAGCUAAUAGCUAAAUUCCUUCCAGAAGAACUCAAGGAACGAAGGCGGCUUUAUGAAGAAGAGAUGGAAGAACUUUCUAACUUAAAUAAGAACGUGCCUAUUUUCGUGUGUACUAUGGCCUAUCCCACCGUUCCUUGUCCCCUGCACAUCUUUGAGCCUUGUUACCGUCUGAUGAUUCGUAGAUGCAUUGAGACAGGCACAAGGCAGUUUGGCAUGUGCCUUGGAGAUCCUGUCAAAGGCAGGUUCGCGGAGUAUGGGUGUAUCCUGGAGAUCAGAAAUGUUCAGUUCUUUGCUGAUGGUCGCUCUGUGGUGGACAGUAUAGGCAAGAGGCGCUUCAGGGUCCUCCACCAGGGCCAGCGAGAUGGUUACAAUACAGCCGACAUUGAAUACAUAGAAGACCAAAAGGUUCAAGGAGAAGAUUGUGCAGAGCUCAUGGGAUUACAUAAUUGUGUCUAUGAGCAGGCAUCAUCGUGGUUUCAUUCGCUCAAAUCAUCUCUGAAGAAUCGGAUACUCAGUCACUUUGGUCCAAUGCCAGAGAAAGAUGCUGAUCCCCAGAUUAACCCGAAUGGUCCAGCCUGGUGCUGGUGGACCUUAGCAGUUCUUCCAUUGGAAAGCCGAGCUCAGCUCCCAUUCCUAGCAAUGAGGUCCUUAAAGGAUAGACUGAACGGUAUUCGGCGAGUCCUGGCCUUUAUAUCCCGAAACCAAAACUAGUGAGAGUGGAUUGCUGGAGAGGAGCUCCCAUCCUCCCCACCACCCAUGGGGGGAGUCAUCUUGUAAAUAUAUCUAAUUGCAAUAACAUCUUAACAGAAGGAAGUAUCAAAUAGGCAUUUCCCUGCUGUUGAUCACAGAGAGAAAUUAUGUCGAAAGACCAAAAGCAUGGGACCUGUUUGAAACUUUCUGUCUUAAGAUGCUUCUUGACAUGCUGCACAACUACAUGCUCAGCAGAGGUGUUUAAAAGCCCAGAAAAAAAAAUUAAUUUGAUUUCAACAUAAACUUCUCUGAAGGUUUAAAGUGGUUUUGCUUUUAAUUUUCUUUCUUGCAUAGUUAAGUGUGUGAUUGAAAUGUGAAGAACAGAUACUAAUAAUGUUGCUGUGUUGUUUCACUGACUUGAGUUCUCAUUCCAAAUGGUUCAGGUUUUAUACAGAAUUGUGUAAAAUAAUGUUCAUCCUUCAUUCUGUUUUAAUAAUUUAUUUUUUGCACUACUGUAUCCUUUUUUCUACAAGUAUGUAACUAUUUAAGUGUUCGUUACUGAAAAGCCAGUUGCUUUAUUUAUUAACGUGGUUUACCAUUUACCAAGGGGGAAGUAACAGUAUUAGAAAUGUGCCAUUUUUGCUUUUAUCACAUUUUACUAUGUUUGAUCCCAGUUCUCGAGCCAUUUUUCUAUCUACCCCAUUGGAUGCUUAAAGGAAGUUCAGAGUGACAUUGAGAUCACCAAUCUUCACAGGUUCCAUUUGACUUUCAGUUUGAAUUCAACAAUAUAAAAUACAUAAGCGAUUUGGUAUACAUUAUAGAAUAAGCCAUGGUAAAGUAAAAUAAAACAUGUUCUAUAUGUUAUACAGAGCAGGGCUGAAGGAAUGCUUUUCCUUGAAUGAAGAGUUGAAUCAGAGGAGCAUCAUUUAGUAUGAUCUAUUAUAGGCAUUUAUCUCAACAGUCUAAUUCUAAAGGUAAAUCAUUUCCCCUCAGUGCAGUUAGGAGUGGGAUUUUGAGGCAGGAUGAUAUUUAACCCUUCAGAGGGAAUGGUUUUCACUUUGUCACAUCAUAGCCUCCAUAUCCCACCUCUUCUCAGGGCUCUGAGAUUCACAACCUGGCUAACAUGUGUAGAAACACAUGAAAAAGGGCUGUUUGUUACUACAAGUAUAAAGAAGCCAGUAGAAAAAGUAGAACCCUUAAAAAAAACAAACUGUUGUUUUGGUUUGUAAAUCUCUUUAAAGGAAACAGUGGUUUUUAUCUAAGCACUGCCUUUCCUCCUAGCUGCUGUGGGCCAAAGAUUUCAAUAUAGGGGAAGAAUAGUGAGUAAGAAGGUAAGAAGGAGCUCCUGUUUAGCCUGCUUUGUGCUGGUGUGAUUCCUUUAGUGCCAGGAGAAUCUGAGAAAUGCCAUGAGAAUGGGGUAUACAGUGAUGGAGUAAAGAGAUUAGGGCAGGCAAGAAGUGAAUCCUACCAUUCGCACUGUCUUGCAAAUGAUCCCCUUACAGAUGCUAAACGGAUGCAGUGCAGCCCAUCCACCUCAUUGAGAAGAGGUGAGUGCCUCACGUAACCAAUCUGACUUCUUCCGUCCUCACCUCUGGCCAGAAACAGAGAAGGGAGAGUGAGGUGAUCCAGGCAACAGAAAAAAGAUUCACAUAAGCAGAAACCAAAUGAUCUUUUCUGUACUUCCUAAGUGGAUGCUAUAUGUCAGAGCAUUAUGUUACCAGGCUUGAUGUUUGCAGCCAGACUUAGCUAGUGAAGAAUGGAAGUAUAGGCAUGGUCAUUGCCUAAGCAAACUCUACAAGGCUCAGGGAGUGGGAAAUUAAAGGCUCCCCCUCCCACUCGGUGCCCAACCACUAAUCGUAGCACAGUCCUAGUAAAAUAUUCUCCUGUUAUCUAGUGUAAAUGCAGCAAAGAAAAUGUCAUAAGCAUCUCCCCUUGGUAGAUGUUUUUGUUUUGUGAUUUAACUUGUUUUUGAGCCCACAGGUUCCUCAUAUAGCAAAUGGUAGUAAUUAUCACAUAUAGGGUUGUUAUGAACGUUAUAUAAGGUAGUAUAUGUAAAUCACUUAGCAGAGUGCCUAGCACCUAUGAGACAUUAAAAACAUAAUAGCCAUGAUUAGGUUAUUCAUGGUCAUAGAAUAUCAUCAAGGGCCCACAUUUGCAUAAAACACUGGCUUUAUACACAGUACCCAUAUCUACCCCCUUUAAAUGUGGUUGGAGGGAUCCACACCACUGAUUCUGAGACCAUAACUUGAUGCUUUCCAGUUAAUUCCUUUUAGAGCCAGGUCUGCUUGGGAAAAUGAAAAGACUAGAAAACAAAUGAGGUUAGAGACAAAGGAGACUUCUAGGCCAGUACAUUUUCCCUAUUUCAGUAGGACUAAAAAGUAGUGCUCUUUGGAGGUCUAGAAUUUCUGAUAUAGUGGAAACCUGAAGUUCUACCUCCGUUAGAAUAACCAAUUCAUCGCUUCUUUUUUUAAGAUUUUAUUUAUUUAUGAGACACACAGAGAGAGAAAGAGAGAGAGAGAGGGAGGGAGGGAGGGAGAAGCAGGCUCCAUUCAGGGAGCCCGACGACGUGGGACUCUAUCCCGGAUCUCCACGAUCACGCCCUGGGCUGAAGGCGGCGCUAAACCACUGAGCCACCCCGGCUGCCCAUUUUGCUGCCAAGUUCUGGUAUAAAGAGUGUACAGAGAAAAAACAUAAGCCUAAGUCUAGGCCAGAAGUACAAGACUUCCCCUUUGGUAGAUAGUGCCGUUUAUUUGGUUAAUUUUCUUAUCAUAACCUAGAUUAUUUUCUCUGUGUUUGUGUGUGUGUGUAUAUAUAUAUAUAUAUAUAUAUGUGUGUGUGUGUGUGUGUGUAUACAUACGUAUAUAUAUGGUACCAAGCAGAUAUUAUGCCUUUCUGCUUUGUACUGUACCACUGCUGCUAGCUAAUAACCAGCAAAAUGUAGAAAAUGAACAAUGAUAAACUAAUUCUCUGUAGACAUCCUGGAGAAAAGAGUGCCUGCCCCUGACUUAAUGGAGCAGAGAACUGACUAUGUUGAGAAUUUGCCUUUUCCGAAGGCUGACUGCUUCUAGCCCCAUGGCAUUUCCAGCUCUGCCUGUGGGGCUGGCCUGGCUCAGAUAAUCCCCUGUGACUGGCCAUUGGAGCAGUGGAGCUCCUGAGGCUGGUUCACAGCACCCAGAGGUCUCUUACUGUCAACAGAUUGCAUGCUGUUGAUAGACCAAAAUCCAUCGGGGAUUGUGUUCCCCCCUGCUAACUCCUUUUCCAAAUUGGGAGCUUCAUUUAAGGACUCAUUCCUUGAGUUCCCAACAUAAUUAACUUUGCAUCCAUUUCUGUUUACCAAGGCAAAAUCAUAUCAGAAGUGUAUAAUAUAGAUACAAAUGGAAGGCAGCCCAAAUAAUGGAAAAGGACACAUUUUUUCAGCCCAUCUGGGGCUUGAGAAAUGAGGCUUUGAUUUAUGAUUGAAAGCAGUUCUGAAAAGCAGCCAGCUGCAUGGGUUUCAGUUUGUGGCCCUUCCUGAGUGCAGAGAGAAAAAAGGAAAAGGAGUCACAUAAAGUGUACACAUUCAGUUCCUCUUAGAACGAUAGCUCCCACUGUUCAACUGUUUAAGAUUCUGGAUAGUGCACAUCCAGAGGUGAAAUAAAGACAUUUUCACUUAUAAAUGCGCUAAGUUAACCUUGAGAGAGAAGUGCCUGUAAUCUCUGUUUUUGGUGUCAUUUGAAAGCUUUUGCUUCAUGACUCUAUAGCCGUUUAAAAAUUUGUUGCAGCAAAUGUGAUUAACAGAAGUUUACAAAGCACCACUGUAGCUUAUGCGUCAUGUUCAAAAUUGCCUAACAUUUAUCUAUUGUCAAAGCAACAAUAAACAACAAAAUAAAAGGAGAGCAAAUAGGUCAAUGUGGCAUCAUAGGCUUAUUUAGAUAAACUAGUUCCAUCAUUUCAUGUAGCCCUCAGUCAUGCCAGGAUUAAAAUAUCAAGCAAACCACUCAAACAGUCACAAAUAUGUCUGUGUGUUUGUUAGUCUAGUUGUUUGUUCAGCAGCCAUUUUAUUUUCGCACUGUAAUAAACUGAAAGGGGAAUUAAGAUAAUGCUUCCCCCCCAUUGCUAUUCAACUACCUCUAUAUGCUUGGUUUCUCUUUAGGGAUUUCUUUCCUCCGGAUCUGUACAAAAAUGCAGUUUCAGCUUAUCUAUGUUGUAACAACAAUGUGAUUGAUACAGACAGUUGCUGUGAAAGCUGUUCAUUCAUUAGAAAUGUUUACUGUUGUUUCACUUUGUAUCUAACGAAACUGUACCCGUAACCUUAGGUCAAGAAUGACCCAAAAUAAGUUAUCAUUUUGUUGGAAGCAGAAUAGAAAGGAAAGCUAUCGGACCAUCUAUUUUGUUCUUGUUCCUGUUUGCUUAUAAUACAUUUGACCAGAUCUUUCAAGAAAGUAGACUUGCCCUCAGAGAGUAAGCUCUCAUGUAUUUGAGAGUGAGGCUGCCGUGAGUUAGUUAAUGUGACUGAUGUGUUAGAAAAUCUGGCCAUAAACUGUUUUUUAAAAAUGCACCAGAAAAUCCUGUUAAAGACUUAUGUUGUAAACAUUUUUGCCAACAAUCCACCCCGGGUUUGUUUGUAAAUCUGUUCGUAUGUUGAGUUUGCUUAAAGCAGAAUACACUACCUACUCUGUUUUCUCUGCCAUUAUAAAAUGUUUGUGAAAAACAA